AUGGCAAUACCUUUGUCAAUGCUUGUCAAUUCAGAGGACCCAUCACCAUCAGGCAGAGUGGAAGGAAAGUCACAGUGGGACAAGGACAUACCGAUGCCGGAAUCAAUGGACCCAAUCACUAUUGCCAAUGUUCACAUAGAGGAAGGCCUGAACAGUCUCCAGUCAGUCUUCAGCAAGAGAAACAGAAUGAGCAUAGCCAAGCUGGUAGACAAUCCAUCAGAGAUCAUUCAUGCUGCAGAUGUCUCCGAUGAUGAUAUUUUCAACGCCAUGUCCAAGGCAUGGGAGAACAGGGAAAAGGACAACAUUGCAGAAGGAACCCAUGAUGCCAACAACUCCGAUGAUGACAUGCCUGCUGUCUCAUGUAAGGAUGCCAUUCAGGCAGCACUCCUGCUGAAGACUUACACCAAACAAGUGAAUUCUUCCUUUGCAUGGAAGAUGGAGUCCAUGUUGGCUCAGUUUGGACAUGAGACCCACUAUGAAGCCCAAUCAUUGCUCCACAGCAGCACACUUGGUUCUUACUUCAAAAAGAUUGAAUAG
Cantharellus anzutake is the source of this 537-nucleotide messenger RNA. RefSeq lists its product as uncharacterized. Lineage: Eukaryota; Fungi; Basidiomycota; Agaricomycetes; Cantharellales; Hydnaceae. Bases 1 to 537 code for a protein of 178 amino acids. The transcript has a single exon. The record is from RefSeq and is a predicted model, not a curated record.